UCAUUUCAUUAAUGAUCAUGCCGUGCGUGUUCCACCAAAGUCCAUGCCAUCAACACCCCAAGGCUUGGACACGCGGCUGCCCUGACUUCAUUUCUCACUACCCAUCCUGAAGUAGGUAGUUGAGUAGUUAUUGCCAUUGCCUUUGGAAGUGUUGCUUUCGUUAGGCGGAAAGUUCCACACAACGCAAACUUUUCCGACUUACCAGUGGUUUUAACGAAGUUCCUUGCUUCUGCCCCCACGUCAUUACUGCAGAAGAAUAUAGAUCUCGAUUCCCAAUCCCAAUUUCCUUCCAACAAUAAUGGUUCGAUUGUCACCUCUCCUGAGUCUCUAUCUGGUUCUGCUCGCACCCGUAUUUGGUUUGGAUAACAAUGUCCUGGCAUUGAAGCAGCUCAAACGGGAGAUGGAAACCACAAAGGAGGGUAUUCUCGACCUGGUUCACUUUGCCGAGGACAUCGGGCCGUUCCUCAAACUGCUCGUGAAGGAUGUCCAUUGGUUGUCGGAAAACUUGUUGAACAAAACCAAGCAAGCUGAACGCCAUGAGAAAAUCAUCAGAGCCUGGGGCAAACGAAGCCGAAUUGAGGCAGUCCAGAACACUUCCAUGACCCUCCUGUGUGAGGAUCCCUUGGGAUUGAAAGCGCAUGAGCUGCCAGUUAAGCAGAUCUCGUGGCUCAAGCUACCAUCUUUAGACUCCCACUUUUCACGAGACCUCCCGCCGGAUUCGACUCAUUCUCCUGGCGCCGCUUUUCUCAUGUCCUCUGCUCGUCCGGAGGGUGCCCGGCAACUCCACGUAAGGGUCAGGUCCACGGAAGAAGAGAUCUAUCAAUGUCGACUUCAUCUGCAGAAUGAAGAAAUUGCCCACCACACGUUCCUCGUCCAAUCAGUGGAGGCAGAGGAUCAUUAUCGCCACUGCAAUCAGGUUCCAGACAUUGGCAACACUCGGAGUCGAAGUUUUUCAAGACAAGACUUCGUCGAGGUUGAGCUCCAAUCACAGGAUUCCAUCUCCAUGCUAUGCAAAUCGAAUGCCAACUUGAAGAUUUAUGCGGACGAGGACCAAGGGGAAACUGGAGAAGCAGGAUCAAGUCACGCAAGCUCACCUGGUCCUUCCCAGAUGGAAAAGAUGGAAAACAUCCGGCAAGACGUAGAGCUUGAGAGUCUAUGUCUCUUCAAACCAUCAGCCCAUUUCCCUCCCUCAUCCGGACACGAGACUAUUGGCCCAUUCGAGCCAGACGAAGAGAAGACGAGGAACCAUUCUCGGACCUACAUUCAAUGGAGCAGGAAUCAUUCUCUUCUAACUUGUCCUGUGGCUCUAAGUCCCCUUUGGCCAACUGGAAGAGGAAACUUGGAAUUGGACAUCUUGACACUCGUGAACCUUCAGAGGUCGGAUGAAGGCUACUAUGCGUGCAAUCGUCUGCAAUCCAAGCAAGUCAUACAUCAUCGCAAUCUGUUUGGAGAACUCCCACGAGAUCUGGUCGCGCCAGAAGGUCACACCAAGUGCCUUAAUGAUUCCCCGACAGGCUUGUACCUCUCCAUUAAGGAGCCAUGGCAAAACUAAUGAUAUUCUUGUUCUGCGCAUCCCUGGUUUGGGGAUCAGAUAAUCACGCGUGUUGGGCUAAAUAAACGCCUAUUGUGUUUGGAGAACCAACAAGGAAAAUAAACGUCAGUAAGCAUCA
Messenger RNA from Tigriopus californicus, 1670 nucleotides. RefSeq lists its product as uncharacterized. The transcript has 8 exons. Bases 299 to 1552 code for a protein of 417 amino acids. NCBI's taxonomy places the organism in Eukaryota, Metazoa, Arthropoda, Copepoda, Harpacticoida, Harpacticidae. The record is from RefSeq and is a predicted model, not a curated record.